This is a messenger RNA of Macadamia integrifolia, 1056 nucleotides long. Its product is annotated as protein FAR1-RELATED SEQUENCE 5-like. Gene Ontology annotation, biological process: regulation of DNA-templated transcription. The record is from RefSeq and is a predicted model, not a curated record. Bases 1 to 1056 code for a protein of 351 amino acids. The transcript is spliced from 4 exons. NCBI's taxonomy places the organism in Eukaryota, Viridiplantae, Streptophyta, Magnoliopsida, Proteales, Proteaceae. Gene Ontology annotation, molecular function: zinc ion binding.
AUGCGGUCGCAACGGAAAGUUUCAGAUGUCCAUGCGAUAGAGAUUGAUCUAGCCGAUGAUUCUAGAAUAAAACCUAAGGCCAUAUUUGAGUACAUGAGCAGGCAAGCAGGUGGAAAAGAAAACAUUAGGUUUAUCAAACAAGAUCAAAAGAAUUACCUCCGAACAAAACGUCAGCAUGACUUAUCUUAUGGUGAAGCUGAUCCAAAGGUAUUAAUAGACUAUGCUCAUUUUGGUGAUGUAAUUAGCUUUGAUACAACAUUUUGUACUAACAAAGAAUAUAAGCCAUCCAGUGCGUUCUUGGAAGUCCAUGGGCAAAAGAAACCAUUAACCAUUUCUACCGAUCAAGAUGCUGCAAUGGAAAAUGCGAUAUCUGAGUAUGAGGAAGUAAUAGAGUUUGAGAAUGCAUGGAUGAAAUUACCUAGUGAUCAACUAAUUACAGAUUCUUCAUGGUUAGAUUAUAUAUAUGGACUCAAAGAGAAAUGGGCUAAGUGUUAUAUGAAGAAGGCUUUCACCAUAGGUAUGCGAAGUACACAACUCAGUGAGAGUUUGAAUGGUGAUUUGAAGGAUUACUUGAAAUCCAGUUUGGAUCUUGUUCAGUUUUUUAAACAUUUCGAGAGGGUGGUGAAUGAUAAGCAUUAUAAUGAGUUGAAGGCGAAGUUUGAUGCAAGAAAUAAAACUCCAAGAAAUAUCUUUCCCAUGUCACCCAUUAUGAACCAAGCGUUAGAAAUUUAUACUCCUAAAAUAUUUGAAGAACUUCAACACAAGUAUAUCUGGAUUACUGCUUGUUUUAUUAAAUUUCAGAAGGAGAGUGCUACCAUUCAUAACAACAUAGUUGUUUUUGUUGACAGAGAAUGGAAUUUUAACGUCGAGUGUAACCCAGUUGGCCCUACUAUUGCAUGUAGUUGUAGGAAGUUUGAGACUUUUGGAAUUCUGUGCUGCCAUGCUUUGAAAAUAUUUGAUGUGCUUGAUAUCAAGUUCAUUCCUGCAAAUUAUGUGUUGAGGAGAUGGACACGGGGAGGAAGAAGCAUGAUAGUUAAAGGUGAUAUUGGAACCUGA